Messenger RNA from Phyllotreta striolata, 1920 nucleotides. The record is from the annotation of a GenBank genome assembly. NCBI's taxonomy places the organism in Eukaryota, Metazoa, Arthropoda, Insecta, Coleoptera, Chrysomelidae.
AUGAAAACAACAGUUCUGUUCCUAGCAGUACUGGGAUGUGCGUGUGCCGUCCCCAACGGGUACUACCACCAAGAAUACAAUUACAAAACCUCCUCGUCCGAAUACAAAAACAACGAAUUACAACACAAAACCGACGAUCAAGGCUACUACAAGAAAGACGGCGACCUGGAAGGCAGGUACAAACCCCGAGUCGACUCCAACAGCGAACACUCCGAAUACGUGAACCCCAAUCUCAAACAAUCCUCGUACAACACCGACGCCAAUUCCUACGGACACAUGAUGUACGACAGUACCUUGGGCGCCGGGAUGCACGGGAACCAUUUAGGCGAAGGCCUAGCCCACAGCGAUUCGAUCCUCGGUAACCGAAACGGCUACUACGGCUCCCAAUCCAGCGGUUACGGAGGUUCGCACUACAGCAUGAGCUCCAACCUGAGGUCGAUUUCGUCGCGUCUGCAGCAGGAGUGCGAGCGCGACAUGCUGGAAGCCAUCCGACAGAAUUCAGUCUACGGGUCAGGCGUGAACAUGGCCGAGCUGGAGCGACAGCUCAGGCACAAUCUCACCCAGAGAUUCAACGACGAAAUCGCGAGGACCUACGGACAGCAGGUCAUCCGCGACGGGAAGAGCUACUCGUUGGCAGGCGGAAGUAGACUGCAAAACGCCAACUUCGACAACCAGGAGUACAUGGACCUGAAGAACCAGUUAGAAACCCGUUUGCUCCAGAACCUGCGCAACGAAUACUACAGAUCGUCCAGUUCGAAUCAGCAUUACUCCAGCAGCAACAACAACUACGCCUACGUCGCUUCGACGACCACAAGACCGUACUACAACAACGUCUAUUACACCACUCCGAGCACCGCUCGGCCGGUCUACUCCGAGAAUUACCACGCGCCUACCUACCGACCGAUCUACCCGGCCGUCACGACCGGCUACGAAUACUCCGGCGGUCAGUACCAGUCGGUACAAACCCACACGAGAUACACCCCGGUACCGAACCCGGAGAGUCUAACCCAUCUAGCCUCCAAUGUCCAAUCUCGCCUCGACGCGAACCUCAAUAACAUUCUGGACGACGUUCGAAGGACCCACUUUUCCUCCAACCAAGCCGCCUCGCUGGUCAACACCGACGUGCUGUUGGAUCGACUGAGAAACGAACUCAGAACCAACAUCAGCUACAGCUUGGACGACAUCAUCAGACAGAACUACGGAGAACAGCGCUUGAAAGACGGCUAUUUGUACUCGGUAGGGCCGCAAGGUCAACUGUCCAGGGACUACAAUUACGGCCAAAGGGAUCUCGAGAGCCUGCGACAGCAAAUCGAGACCAAUCUCAUCAACAAGUUGAACAGAGACUUCGAACAAACCAGAAGAAGCUGGUCAUCGCAACAAUCCUACAGCAGCCAAUCCAGCUACGGAUCGAGCUCUAACUACGGAUCGAACUCUAACUACGGCUCUAACUCUAACCACGGAUACGCCACCACCGUAGCAACUGAUUACGCCUCGGGCGGGCAAUACAUCGGCGAAGCCAACGGCAACAUCGGCCAAUUGCAAAGGCAAAUGCAAGCCGAUCUGACGAAGCAACUCAACAUGGCCUUGAGCAAAGAGAAUUCCCUGCAGGAAUUGUCCGACGAGCUGAACCGCAACCUGACGAGGCACUUCCAGGAAUACAGCGCCAGCGGUUCCUACGGAGCUUACGGGAACUUCGACCGCGCUCAGAUGGCCGAUUUGAAGGCCAGGCUGCAGGACAAUUUGAUGCAGCAGCUCAAGCAAGGUCUGCAGCAGUCCUUCCAAACGCACAGUUCGUACAGCGCGAGCAGCGCGAGCAGCAGCGGGGCUUACAGGGCGGCCAGGGCGGACGACGGCUACAGAUCCAAGAGGAUGGCGCCGAAAGUUUCGCCUACUGACGAGCGAUUUGCUGUAACCACUUAG